GAGAAGCAGCUGAUCCGACUUUUCUCCGGGGUCCAACGCGCUCCUAUCCUCAGUCCCACGGCGUCGCGCGUACCGAUCGCUGCCGAUCUUGCGCAGAGUCGGAGGAAUGUUUUGAGAUCGGUCUAAUGUGCUUUUAUUGUACAAUUCACUAACUUAUCAAACAAAGGCCUAAUUUUCUUUUGAAUAAUUUUUCAUCCGACCAAAAAGAAACUUUGAAAAGUGCAAGUGCAGUUCGGACAAUGGCAAUUUAUUAGUGUGUAUCCAGUCAAACCUACAGAAGACAUGGUCGGCUACGUCUCGUGGAUUUGCGGCGUCUUCGUCGCGGGAUGUAUCCUGCAGCCACCAUCGCCGCCGGUACACGCGCACUACCACAACCCUUACCACCAGCAGCAAUUUCAGCCAUGGCAUCGACAUCGACCUGCGCCCAUACCUCGUCGUCCGGUCGACCUGAUGACCGACGUCAUCAACGACCUGGGAACAAGAGUCCUCCAACAGUACAUCGAACCCGGUAACGUUGCCUUUUCACCUGCCGGUAUGGGAUUCAUUCUGGCGGCUCUUUACGAAGGCUCGACCGGACACAGCAGACAGCAGAUAGUUGACUGUCUAGGUUUGCCUCGUGACAGGAACGUCGUCAGGGUUGGCAUGAGGGAUAUCCACAGGAGGUUGCGGACAUACCUGAAUCCUGACGGUUUCCUCGGCGGCCUAAACCUGAACCGCGAAAACACGACGCUCCGACCUGACUACGAGAACAUCCUGCGCUUCUACGGUUUCGACCUGAGCAUCGACCUGUCGAACUUCACAGCCGACAACACCGGUAACUUUGGUCUCAGAGGCUCCAGCACGACCAACAUCCCACCCAUGACCAGUCAGACCCAGAUGGCCACGACCCCACCACCAGGAUCCACGAUGAUGCCUAACGGAGCCGCUGCUGGUCAGACUCUGGCGCCGACUACCGUACCACCCGCGAUGAACGGAGGCAUGGCUGCAGGCACUACGAUGCCCCCGACGACCCAGGCACCGGCGGAUAUGACGACUAUAGACACUUCGGUGGUGCUGGUAUCGACGACUCUGGCAGGUGUCCAGACGACGUUGCCACCUGCCGCACAGACUGCCACCACUGGGGCACCUACCAGCACUAUGGCUACUGGUGCAGCUCAGGCUGCUUCUACGAUCAUGACCUCGAGAUUGGCCACCAGCACGACGAUGCUACCGACAACCAUGCCGCCAACGACGACGAUGGCCGCCAACGCGGCUCUGAUUUCCACGACCCUCCCACGUCUGCCUCCAUCGGCUCCGAGUAAUCGAGCUUUUCUAACCGCCGGCGAGACGACAAGCACAGAUCUGCCCACGACGACGACGACAAUGCCGACGACGACGUCUAUGCUGAGCAGCGACUUGAGAGCCGAGACGACCACUAACGCGGAGGAUAUUGCGACUGUCGCCGCGCCGACGACCAUACCUGCUCUGAUCAGGAGGAGACGAAGCAGGAGACGGAGGAGGAGCAACGAGGGAUAUUUCUCGAACUAUCCAGACGACGGACUGUGGAUGCAGGACCUGGACAUCUGGGCGGAACAGCCGGUCCUGCCUACGAACGAGAGAGACGCCACCGAUCUGCAGUUUCUCGUGAACGGCUGCGAUCUGGCGACUGUACCCGCCGCCACUUACACCACCGUUUUGCCGUUCGCCUAUUUUCCAUCGCUCAAGGCCGUCGCGCUCGAGUUUCCUCUUGACAAUCCCAGGUACAACGUGCUGCUGUUCAUGCCGACCGAGAGGAUCGAUACCAGCCGAUUGUCCCGCGAGCUAGCUGGCCAGAAUCUACGACUGCUGCGCAGACAAUUGCAGCCGACAUGGCUCAGGGCUACUAUUCCAAGCUUCAUGCUCAGGGGCUUCGUUACGCUCACGCCGUAUUUGCAGAGGCUCGGAAUAAGGGACGUCUUCGAGCCGCGCAUGGCUGACCUGGGUCCUAUGACCCCGGACCUGGGGGUCUACGCCAGGGACGUCCAGCAGAGCAUCGCCGUCAACAUCCGCAACUACAUGAAGCCCGAUCCGAACGCCAUGAACGUGAAUCCCAGCAACAACCCCAACAUCAACAUGAGGCCCAAUCCGUCGAAUAUGGGACAGAACGGGAACAUGCCUGCGGGACAGAUGCCACAGGCGCCUAGACCACCGCCACCGGAGGAUCCACCGGUGUACGUGCCGCCGCCCAGAGACGCUUACAGAUUCAGCCGGCCAGUGAACGGAGUGGACUCGGAGCAUCCGAGUAUCGUCCCGUUUACGGCCGAGCAUCCUUUCCUGUUUUUCAUCAUCGACAGCGAGACCUCCGUGGCGCUCAUCGCUGGUCGCAUCGACGACCCACUCAACUCCAGGAUACUCUGAGGGACUACGAGGGCAACCGUAACGCUCAUUUGAAUGUGAACGAAGACUCGAUUUUGGCUGUAGCGUUUUGUUUUCUUCUAAUUUUAUGCAGUGAGGGAGAAAUUAUACGAUUCUUGAAAAAUCA
Nasonia vitripennis (jewel wasp) is the source of this 2500-nucleotide messenger RNA. RefSeq lists its product as uncharacterized. Bases 283 to 2376 code for a protein of 697 amino acids. Lineage: Eukaryota; Metazoa; Arthropoda; Insecta; Hymenoptera; Pteromalidae. Gene Ontology annotation, molecular function: serine-type endopeptidase inhibitor activity. The transcript is spliced from 9 exons. The record is from RefSeq and is a predicted model, not a curated record.